Molecule: messenger RNA, 607 nt
Organism: Pterocles gutturalis (yellow-throated sandgrouse)
Lineage: Eukaryota; Metazoa; Chordata; Aves; Pterocliformes; Pteroclidae
Product: apoptosis regulator Bcl-2-like
Exons: 3
Biological process (GO): extrinsic apoptotic signaling pathway in absence of ligand; negative regulation of intrinsic apoptotic signaling pathway; intrinsic apoptotic signaling pathway in response to DNA damage
Cellular component (GO): mitochondrial outer membrane
Molecular function (GO): protein homodimerization activity; protein heterodimerization activity
Source: RefSeq, a predicted model, not a curated record
AUGGCUCACCCGGGGAGAAGAGGCUACGAUAACCGGGAGAUAGUGCUGAAGUACAUCCACUAUAAACUCUCGCAGAGGGGAUACGACUGGGCUGCCGGCGAGGACAGGGCACCCCUGCCUCCGGGUCUUUCUCCUCCUGCUGCUGCUGCUGCGGUUGCUGCUGCUGGGACUUCCUCUGAUCACACUGGGCUGGUGUCUCCGCACCCCGAGCCCCCUGGCUCGGCUGCUGCUAGCUACGCGCCCCCAGCCGAGGGGCUGCGCCCCGCACCCCAGGUCGUCCACCUUGCGCUGCGCCAGGCGGGGGACGAGUUCGCCCGCCGCUACCAGAGGGACUUUGCCCAAGGGGUCAACUGGGGCAGGAUCGUGGCCUUCUUCGAGUUCGGCGGUGUGAUGUGCGUGGAGAGCGUCAACCGCGAGAUGUCUCCCCUCGUGGACAGCAUCGCCUCCUGGAUGACCGAAUACCUGAACCGGCACUUGCACAACUGGAUCCAGGACAACGGAGGCUGGCGCCUGGUGUUUGAGCUGCAGAAGGACUGGCUUGGCAGUGGGCUGUCACACUUGGCGACUUUUAACUUUGACACAGGGAACAUUGAAUGUGAUGCAGCUG